GGGGCCAAAAUGGCUCGACGAUUAAAAGUCAAGUUGGGCAUUAAACUGAUGACAUGCCAGCUUUAAUAAACUAUUGGCCUUGCCUUUAGACGCCCACAACGAUACUUAGCAUUAUCAUACUCAGCUGUUUCACUAGUUCCGCCACAGGUUGUCUAUCGCUUUAUGAAGUAUAGCCUGAGGCUUUCUAAGACAUCUCAACCCAUCGAGAUAGGAGCUCGGCUGACUAGAGAUUUAUAGAGGUACCUAAGUAGUAACUACAGCUGAAAACAACAGACAGGGUUAUAAGUCCAUUUCUAAUCCUAACCGGAAAGCGUCUUCAACCAUCAAUCCUCAUACUCACGCAUUUUGCUAAGUUCCGAAUCAAGUUCAAUCCACGAUGGCUGAAUAUGUCAAAGACUACCAAAUAUUUCCACUCAUGCAUCAGAGUGGACAUAUCACUUUUACGGAAUGGUGCUCACUCUUCACGCUGUGUCUAGCACCGCUCGUUGCUCAUAUCGCUGCCGGUUUCCCUCAACCAUCAUACUUAAGUGCCCGUCAUCCAAAGUGGCAUGAGCGUAUCGCCCUUUAUAAUCCGACAUCUAUAUUAUGGAGAUAUGCAGUUAUCGCGGAUCGACGUAUUAGGGCUAAGGCUUGGGAUAGGAAAGAUAUGGCCGGUACCAACGCGCUCUUUUGGACAUCACAAGGCUGGGACGGCUCAGAAGAGAUGAUUACCCUUAGUAUGCCGCACUGCGUGCAUCUACCUCCGUACAGUCGAAUUAAUUUCUACUCUGUCGAAUUCCUUAAAACUGCAAUCGUUACUUUGCAGGGCAUUCAAGCUAUCGUUGCCAUUGGUCUGGCAUUAGGGAAUGGCAGUCAUAGACAUGACGGGUUUUUAACCUUCAUGGGCGUCGACUUGAUCUUUUUUCCUUUGGCAUAUACCGGCCUUGUCCGUCUGUUUUGCGCAUUUUGGCUUACAGAUGAAUUCGCAUAUUCGAUAUCGCAAAACGGCUCGAACGGCUCAGAGCUCCGGGCUAUCGCAACCAAAGUCGACGAGAGACGGAUAUCUUUAGAUGGUCUCCUACACGAGGAUUUAUCAGCACCAGUAGUAAAGGAGGAUAGGUUCCUGCCAACAUCAUACUGGGCAAGUAGAGUCUUUCGGGUCGUAUUCCUACUUCCGACCCUGCUCCUCUUGGUAAUGUGCUUAACGUUCAUAAUACCAUUCGAUGGUUCGGUGCGAUUCACCAUCACAGCACUUCUUGGUGCGCUAUUUUAUUUCCUAUUCCUCUCAGCUACGUUAAUCAUCUGCGGCUAUUAUCUGGCGCGAGGACAUACAUCGACCACUCUCCCAUGCCUUGCGUCUAGAUGGUAUGGAGCAUACACCGGAAUCCUCACGGGAAUGGCUUUGGCCAUCAUUGUCGUAUCUUGUAUUGAAACGAGGCGCAUGACAUGUGGACGAUGGACUAGUGCUCCCUAUUCUCUCGGAGAUUUCGACGCGUGUUGAAACAGUAGGAGGCCUGAUGUUAUCAGAAUAGGCUUUCAUCAACUCCCCGACUUUGGCCUGUCGACAACUAUGUCGAGGGUCAACUCAGAGAACAGGACACUCGGAGACGGAGAAUUCUGGGUGGGCAAUUUCAUAGGCACUUGUCUUGGUGCUGUCGGCUCAACACUUAUAAAACAGGUCCCGACCGUAGAA
Messenger RNA from Annulohypoxylon truncatum, 1672 nucleotides. RefSeq lists its product as uncharacterized. Bases 377 to 1480 code for a protein of 367 amino acids. The transcript has a single exon. Lineage: Eukaryota; Fungi; Ascomycota; Sordariomycetes; Xylariales; Hypoxylaceae. The record is from RefSeq and is a predicted model, not a curated record.